Molecule: messenger RNA, 1650 nt
Organism: Talaromyces amestolkiae
Lineage: Eukaryota; Fungi; Ascomycota; Eurotiomycetes; Eurotiales; Trichocomaceae
Exons: 1
Coding region: 1-1650 (549 amino acids)
Source: RefSeq, a predicted model, not a curated record
AUGAGUGAGCUCGUGAAGAGGAUUGAGAAGGAUCCGUACAAUUUUCUCUUCGGCAGGAGUAAUGCAUAUUUGCAAAUGGGAAAGGGCUGGUCCUCCUUCUGUCGCUCGUUCCUGGAUCCCGAAGGGUCUUUAGAGCAGAAACGGGGGCCGUCUUCGGCGCAAGAGCAUCCAGUAAAGAAUMCCCCAGCCGAUGUUUCUUCAAAACCAUUGAAGGGGAAGGGAGAUGGUGAUUUUGUUACAGUAAAAUCAUACAAGCCUUCCGACGUCAAUAGUCUUCGUUACGACCCUAUUAGUGGCCGAAUGAAGCCGGUGGAGCAGCCAGCUACAAUAGUGGCACGAGACGAAACCAAAUAUGGCAGCCAUAUUAUUGAUAGUCCGGUCAAAGUCGCCGGUGAAACAGAUUCUGAUCAUAUUGGAGUUCCAGGACAGCAAUUUCCCAAAUCCACAGACACGAUACCACCGGUGCAGUUCCCUAGACACCAGGUGCACAAGGAUAGCGUCUUCUACAUGGCAGGUCCUACAGAAGACAGCACUGUGGCCUUGAAAGACACCUCAAGUAUACCCACCAAAAAAUUGCAAUGUCCCAAAAAUGCGCCAACCAGUCAGAAGAAGCAACUAUACUAUGAGCCCAAUGAAAUGAAAGAAGAUGAUGUCGACUUGCUUCGUGCAAGUGAUAUUCGGGCAUCAUACUUUGCUGGUGAGACCAAACAAGAGUUGGCAGAGAAGAAGAAACAAGCUAGGGAAGCAAUGGAGAAGGAGUAUACUUUGGCUACUCAGCAGAAUAUUGACAAUGAGAUACUUCAGGACCUGAGACAAAAGAAAGACGCCACGACGAAUGCGCUGAGGGCCUCUCUUGACGAUUUUCUCGAAGACACAAGACGUUUCAUCAACAAUGUUCGACUUCUCACCAACGAUAUACAAAAUGCAAGUGAUAGAGUAGAAGCAGUCACGAAUACUUCUAUGGACACACUGCGGAUCCUUGCAUUUGACCCUGUCAACUCUCAGGUAGUCUGCGCCGAAACGACAUCGUCGAUGCAUGCGAACGAAUCAAUUCGUCCUGCGGCAGACGUACUGUUACAUUUGAACAAUCCAGCAAAGUUUCUUCCGCACUUUGCGAAAAUGAAGGCAGACGGGUACGAAAUUGUUUCAGGGGGUAGUGAUAUCCUCAUAUUUCGGAAGAUAGUCUCCGAAGGCUCGGAGAGUACAAUGACCGGAUCUGCAGAUAUCGAACACUUCGCAAUCUCAACGGAGGACGGAAUUGGUUCAGCGGCCGACUCACUGGAUGCCAAAGACAGCUACCCGCCACCACAGCCUUCAUCGAAUACAGACCGGUCAAAGUCGAGAAUAGUACAGAGGCAAGAGACCGUGUUCACCGGGGGACCCCCAAAUUGGUCGCCAUAUCAUUCUCCUUCAUCCUCUAGCAUCGCCACAGAGGAACUCGAAUACCCUCGAACCGAGACUUCAAAUAAGUCAUCAACAGCCUCUAAACUAGGCAAAGGUCUCCGACGCAUUGUCUUGAGCGGCGUCGCAACCGCAGGAACGUUCUAUGCUAUUGGAGUCGUAUGCGAAUACUUCCUGACAGGUGGCCAGGACGGUCUGGGUCCGGAGGGAUUUACUGAAUUUGAAGCCGAGCGACGGCGACGUGAGUAG